Pterocles gutturalis (yellow-throated sandgrouse) is the source of this 696-nucleotide messenger RNA. It is a transcript of the gene EIF3J, whose product is annotated as eukaryotic translation initiation factor 3, subunit J. The transcript is spliced from 7 exons. The record is from RefSeq and is a predicted model, not a curated record. Gene Ontology annotation, cellular component: cytoplasm; eukaryotic translation initiation factor 3 complex. NCBI's taxonomy places the organism in Eukaryota, Metazoa, Chordata, Aves, Pterocliformes, Pteroclidae. Gene Ontology annotation, molecular function: translation initiation factor activity. The coding region runs from base 1 to 696 and encodes 231 amino acids.
AUGGCCCCCCCCCGGGUGCGGGAGGGGGCUGUGGGCAGCGGUGUCUCGGGAGGAGCGGGUCUGUGGGGGGAUAACUGGGAUGAUGAGGAGGAAGAGGAGGAAGUAAAGGAGACAGAGAUAAAACCAGAACCAAAAGUUUCAGAAAAAAAGAAAAUCGCAGAAAAAAUAAAAGAAAAAGAAAAGCUACAGAAGAAAAAGCAAGAGGAGCUUAAAAAAAGGCUAGAGGCACCAGAGGAACAUAAAGAACUUACACCAGAAGAACAGUUAGCAGACAAACUACGACUAAAGAAAUUGCAAGAGGAGUCAGACCUUGAGUUAGCAAAAGAAACCUUUGGUGUAAAUAACACUUGUGGAAUAGAUGCCAUGAACCCCUCUUCAAAAGAUGACUUUACGGAAUUUGGCAAACUACUAAAAGAGAAGAUCACACAGUAUGAGAAGUCGUUACAUUACGCCAGCUUCUUGGAAGCAUUAGUUCGAGACGUAUGUAUUUCAUUGGAAGUUGAUGAUUUGAAAAAGAUCACAAAUACUUUGACAGUACUAUGCAGUGAAAAACAAAAACAAGAAAAGAAUAAAGCCAAAAAGAAGAAAAAAGGUGUUGUGCCUGGAGGUGGUUUAAAGGCUACUAUGAAAGAUGACCUGGCUGAUUACGGAGGAUAUGAUGGAGAAUACGUACAAGACUUUGAAGACUUCAUGUGA